GUCAGACUCAACGGAGCCACUGAGCUUGGAGUCUAGCUGGGCUUAUAUGUAGGCUGGUCCCUGCUAUCCCAGGGACUAUCGAGGCUUUCUAGCUCAGACUCUACCCUGCAGCUGGCCAUGUCAUGAUUGAGCACUCCCAGGACUCUAGGAGACUGAAAUGGACCUUCCCUAGUGCCCCACCACACAGCUUAGGUGCCCUCACUAGUGGGGCGCCUUGAACAAAAGAAUCUCGUUCUUGGAUUGGGGAUGUAACUCCACUGGUAGAGGGCCUCCUUAGCAUGUAUGAGGCUCUGGGCUCGACCCCAGAAUAGCAUGAACUGAAUAUGGCGGUUCGAGCCUCUGAUUCCAGGACUUAGGAGGUGGAGGCAGGAGGAUCAAGUUCAAGGUUGCCUCUGGGAUACGUGAGAUUCUUUUAAGAAAAAAGUUGAUUUUCAAUCCCAUUCCUUUGCAAUCACGAAAAGACAGAUCGGCAACAGGGCUGAGGGUAGCAGGUUUAAGACAGAGAAUGGCUAAUCAGGUAAGAGUCCUGCCCAAGCUCACAGAGGGUGAAGAAAACCCAGCUGCCCACAGGACACAACGGGCCACCCCUGGGCCUGCCUCACUUCCUCUAGGAUUCAACAGUAGACAGCCUAAUGGGAAGGGAAAUGUCUGCAGACUGCAUUCUGAAGAAACCCCAGAUCCUGAUCUCCAGGUGGGACUGUACAGAGGCUUCAGGCUAGGAGGGGCCUGAAAGCUGAUAUCUAGGAGGGCGGGGCUCUAAAACACCAGCAAAUAAAAGCCGGGAGAGCCAGCACCAGCUUGGAGACCAGCAGGAGGCACCUGGAGUCUACAGUUCCUGCCGGACUGGUAAACUGCUGGAGCCAGGCUGGUGGAGCUAGGGAGGGAGGGGCCGAAAUGGCCAGGGUUGAGUAGCUGAGGCAAGGAAGCAAGCACCCCACACAUUCCCACCCAAGGCAGAGAGGAUCAACAGUGCCACCCAGGCACACCUCACAGUCGGAAGACCCAGAAGCCUGGCUUGCUGGGGGAGAGACACAACUGCAAAGACUUCCCUUCCCACCCACUCCUUUUCAGAUGCCCAUGGCACCUCGAGUCUUGCUCUUCUGCCUGCUGGGUCUGGCAGUCACUGAAGGGCAUGGCCUGGAGGCAGCCGUCCCAAUCCCAGGCUGCCACUUGCACCCCUUUAACGUGACAGUGCGAAGUGAUCGCCAUGGCACCUGCCAGGGCUCCCAUGUGGCACAGGCGUGUGUAGGACACUGUGAGUCUAGUGCUUUCCCUUCUCGGUACUCUGUGCUGGUUGCCAGUGGCUAUCGACACAACAUCACCUCUGUCUCUCAGUGCUGUACCAUCAGCAGCCUUAAAAAGGUGAGGGUGUGGCUGCACUGCGUGGGGAACCAGCGUGGGGAGCUCGAGAUCUUCACGGCUAGGGCCUGCCAGUGUGAUAUGUGCCGUCUCUCCCGCUACUAGGCCCCGAAGGGCUCAGGCCUCCAGUCCUGCCACUGAUAGGUCGUGCUUCUCUCAGACCAGCCCUCUUUGGAGUCUGAAGAUGGGGCUUCGCCUCUGUUUACCUGGCCUCCUCAGCAGUCUCACUGCUGCUUUCUCCUUCACCCCUGUCCUCAAUAAAGCAGGCAGUGCUUGA
Rattus norvegicus (Norway rat) is the source of this 1636-nucleotide messenger RNA. It is a transcript of the gene Gpha2, whose product is annotated as glycoprotein hormone subunit alpha 2. Gene Ontology annotation, molecular function: thyrotropin-releasing hormone receptor binding; hormone activity; protein heterodimerization activity. Gene Ontology annotation, biological process: cell surface receptor signaling pathway; adenylate cyclase-activating G protein-coupled receptor signaling pathway. NCBI's taxonomy places the organism in Eukaryota, Metazoa, Chordata, Mammalia, Rodentia, Muridae. The record is from RefSeq and is a predicted model, not a curated record. Gene Ontology annotation, cellular component: extracellular region.